UGACAUUGAACGUCUGUUGACACAUGCACCUUACAAUCGCAUGUACUAUUAAUUAUUAGGAUUAUUCGCAGCACAUAAAAGCCUCUGAAUCACAAACUGAUAUAUAACACAUUCAUGAAGAAAAAUUGAAUAGUAUAUUUUUGUAGCACGAUGAAAACAACAACUGAGAAAUUACUCAACGAGAGUCAGAUUGGAGAUAUUGCUAAGGAUACUCCAUACCAAGUUUCAAGGACUGCUGAAUAUACUGUCACCAGUAUUGUUACUAUGAUUUUUUUCGUAUAUUGUAUUCGAGUUACUCACCAAGAUAAUUUACUCAAAAGUGCAGUCGAUGUUGGCAUAAUGACGUCACUUUUCUACUUGACGAUGGCGAUUUGCGGGCUGUUAAUCCGAGUGUGCAAUUUCUUCGCGGAAAUUCAAUUCAUUGACAUCCAUUAUGAUAGUCAAUUAACAAAUGUGUUGAAGGCCACAUUUGACUUUAAUGGUCCAUCCUUAUGUCUAACGUUCGUUUGUUUGAUGGCUUUGAGUGCCUACUCUGUGAAGGAAGGCAACCCGGUGGUUCUGGCGUGGUCCCAUGGGCCUUUCCCAUGUUUUUUAGCAUUUGCACUGUCUUAUAUUUUAAUCCACGUCGUUGAUCUAAAUGAAACAAAGCACAUGACUGCUCGAACUAUUCGUUCGAUGGCAGGUGCUGAUUAUGGAGGAGGUAUGGCAUUCAGCUAUUUUUACGGAUAUCUGAAAAUUAUUUUGCCAGGACUGCGUAAAAAAAUGGAGAUCUAUGAAGGAGAACAAGGUGUUACUAUACCAGUUAAAAAGAUGUUUAUACUUAUUCCAAGAUCUGGGCACAUACCACCGGAUCUCUGCGAUGCCUCGCAUCAAUGGCUUGAAGGCACUACUAACUUGGAACACAUUGUAACAGAUAGAGCUGGAGUGAAAAGAAGGAAUUACAAAAAUACUGUUUACAAGAUUCAUCCCAAUGGUCUGGGGAAAGGUCAUCGGCCAAUUUAUGUGGUAACAGAAGGUGCAACACCGAUGUUAACUUUUUGGGAGAUAUUGAGUCAUGAUCAUAGACAAACCGCGACGUUCAAACAAAAUAAAAUGCAAAUUAUUUCUGCAUUUUAUAAGGUUCUUAGUGAACUGAUUGACAAUGAUCCUGAGUGUCAAGAUGUUUGUGAAUUAAUUUAUUACAAAGAUUAUGAAAACGGAAGUAAAAUUAACGUAGCAGAGAUACUUCUUAACAGGAUUCAAGUACAAGCCUCAUUGUCCUAAUCGGUCUCUUCACUCACAUGUACUUGAAGAUCAAAAAAUCUCUCAUUGUUGUCAUCAUUAAUUAACUUUUAUACCCGCGGUUUUUUCAAAUAAAAAGUUGUUCAUAGAGGGAAAGGUUCAACAUUCAUUAGUUUCAGCGAAUCUUAGAUGAAAACGAACUGUAUUAUUUGAUAAGAAGUCACGUGGAACACCACGUGUUCUUUUUCUCUUUAUUUUCCAUUAUUAUCAUUUCAUUUUUUUUUUCAUUCUGAAUUGUUUGAUAGUGUUGACACAUAGUGAGCAGAGUAUCUCCAAAAGACGAGGAAAAUUAUUGCCCUUACUUCACGCAUGCAUGUUUCAUUUAUCCAAAGUUCUGUUACAAGUUGGGCUUAUAUCCUCUAUGGAUAAGACAGAAUGGAUUUUGUGAAUUUCUUUGAUUGAUAAACAUUAUUAUACGAUCGGAGUAUACAAUAUAGCUGGAUUGCGAAAACAAUAUAAUGCAAUAAUCAAAUUUCAAAGUGUGUGUCUAUUAAUUUCCCCUUCAUCCUUUCUUCCGGUUAAUUAUUUCAAUUUUCCAAUCAAGAUGAAUUUUCUUUCUCAUUAUGUAUUGUAUGAUGACAAUUUCAGAUCACCCAGAGGAUUUACUCAACUGAGGUGAGGAAAUGGUCAUCAUUUAGACUCAUAUGAUCAGUAAAAUUUAUUUCAUGAAGUGGAAAAUUCUUAAGGGACUCCGCGAAGUAUUAUUUCCGCCGGAGUAUCAAUAAAAUAGGAAAUUGUUUGAGAAAAAUCAAUGACAUUCUUCUAGCAAAAUUUAAUGAAUACAAAGAAUGUAUGUUCAUGGUAUAGACAUGAUAAACAUUUGCGUGUCCAGCCACCAGCGUGUGAGAUCAAUACUGUGGGGAAACGAGGAAAAUAAUAUUCAUAUAAAUAUACAGGACAUGAAGUCAUAACUAUCAUGAGUAGUGCAACAAUUCAAAGUACAAAAAAAAGUUGACAGUCUUUGCUGCUUUUUAUUUAUAAUCAUUAAACCUAAUUGAAAUAUAUUUUGUUAAAUAAGUACGCAGGUUGUCACUGGAAGCACACAAGAUAUGAUUUCAUAGUGAAUAAAAAUUGAAGAAAAAAAAACCAAAAAAAAAUAUCAAGAAACAAAA
Messenger RNA from Diachasmimorpha longicaudata, 2393 nucleotides. RefSeq names its product stimulator of interferon genes protein homolog (gene Sting). Bases 151 to 1263 code for a protein of 370 amino acids. Gene Ontology annotation, cellular component: endoplasmic reticulum membrane; autophagosome. Gene Ontology annotation, biological process: autophagosome assembly; activation of innate immune response; reticulophagy. Gene Ontology annotation, molecular function: cyclic-di-GMP binding; 2',3'-cyclic GMP-AMP binding. The transcript has 9 exons. The record is from RefSeq and is a predicted model, not a curated record. Lineage: Eukaryota; Metazoa; Arthropoda; Insecta; Hymenoptera; Braconidae.